UGGAGUGUGAGGGGAGAAUUGUGUCAUUGUGAGAAGGCUGUGCUGGAUCUGACCCUGACCACGACGAGACGUGCAAGUGUGAAAUCCAUCUGAAAGGGUCGCACGGCUGGAGCUGCAAUAUAAAGUAAAGAUGCUCAUCUUUCAGCAACACACUCCUAAGAAUCUGAAACUGGUGCAUGAGUAUGAAAAAGUCUCACACAGUGGCAGGCGGGGGACUGCGCCCAGUCAUGGCGGACCACAGAAACAAGAUCCGACGAGACACACAGCAGGAGAGGAAGGAACAAAUGGAUGGCAAAGACAAACUUUUAUGGCAACAUUCUGCUUUGGCUGUACAUUUUCAUUUCAUUGAGAUGACGGGGAUGUUACCGUUAUUGCAGACCCAUGGGUUUAAUAACUGCACAAUGGAAUCCUCAAUAAAUGGACGAACUGCUGGAGGAUGCAUGAGGAAGACAAUCAAAUUUAAGGAUUUGUUUUGCAGAGGCAUAUGUAGAGGUCUGGAUCUAAUAGUUGUGCAGUGUGGGCUCCACGGAGACGUGGCUUAUGGAUGCUGGAACUAUGAGUGUAAGCGACAAAAGGAGCUACUUAGCGGACCUGGGGGGAGGCUUCACUGAGGAUGCUCCCAGGCCUCCAGUCCCAGGGGAGGAAGGUGAGCUUGUGUGCAGUGACGGACGCCAAUGCAGCAACCUAGGCUUCUCCUUAAAGAAUGAGAGCCUCAAAUGUGAGGCAUCUGUGGCUACACCCAGACGACCCGACUUGGACCUGGGUUAUGAGCCGGAGGGCAGUGCCUCUCCGACACCACCCUACCUAAAGUGGGCAGAAUCUCUUCACUCCCUCCUGGAUGACCAGGAUGGCAUCCAAUUGUUUAGGAUGUUUCUCAAGCAGGAGGAAUGCGCAGAUAUGCUGGACUUCUGGUUUGCAUGCAGUGGUUUUCGCAAACAAGAAGCUAAUGAGGGUAACGAAGAGAAGAAGCUGAAACUGGCAAAAGCUAUCUAUAAGAAAUUUGUCUUGGACAACAAUGGGAUUGUUUCCAGGCAGAUCAAACCAGCCACCAAGUCCUUCAUUAAAGACUGUGUGAUGAAGCUUCAUAUUGAUCCAGCAAUGUUUGACCAGGCUCAGACUGAGAUACAGACUAUCAUGGAGGACAACACCUACCCUUUAUUCCUCAAGUCUGACAUUUAUUUGGAAUAUACAAGGACAGGAGGAGAGAGCCCUAAGCUGUACAGUGAUCAGAGCUCUGUUUCUGGUAAUGGGAAAGGACUGUCGGGUUAUUUGCCGACUUUAAAUGAAGAUGAGGAAUGGAGAUGUGACCAUGAGACAGAGGAGCAGCCCGAGAGUGACCCCACGCCAAGCAACCGGCUUACCCAGAAGCUGCUAAUGGAGACAGUACCGCAGCGAGUUGCCAACAUUGCAAGAUUCCAGGACAGUCACGAGUACAGGCACUCUCCAUGUCGGGAACCCAUCAACCCGUACUACAUCAACACAGGUUACGCCCUGGCCCCUGCCACCAGCGCCAAUGACAGUGAGCAGCAGAGUAUGUCCAGUGAUGCGGACACGAUUUCCCUUACCGACAGCAGUGUAGAUGGGGUUCCACCCUACAGAUACCGCAAACAGCAUCGCCGGGAGAUGCACGAAAGUGCCAAAGCAAAUGGGCGAGUGCCACUACCUCAUAUUCCACGCCCAAACCGGAUUCCAAAGGACAUUCAUGUGGAGCCAGAACGUUUUGCUGCAGAGCUGAUCAGCAGACUGGAGGGAGUGCUGAGGGAGAGAGAGGCUCAAGAGAAACUUGAGGAGCGACUGAAGAGAGUUCGAUUGGAAGAGGACGGUGAUGAAAUCCUGCCCACAGCCACAACAUUAGCUGGUCACAGGUUCCUCCCUGGUGCCUUCCCGCAGAAUCACAACUCCCGCUACACUGACGUCACCUACAAUGGUGCUUUUCUGAGAGACGCUCAUGAAGAGAACCCAGAGAGUAUCCUGGAUGACCACGUCCAGAGGGUCAUGAAAACCCCUGGCUGCCAGUCACCUGGGGCAGGUCGCCACUCACCCAAGUCACGCUCACCCGACAGCUUCCCAGGGGUCAAAGGGAUUGGACUUGGAAUGCCGCUGUCCUCAGGCCAGGGCAAACACCCAUCCAGGCAUGGCCUGAAGGGAGAGAGCAGCCACCUGUACCACCACAAACACAUGCAUCACAUCAACCACACAGGCAUCGGAAAGCCCAAAGAGCAGGUAGAGGCGGAGGGAGCCAUGCGUGUGCACGGCACCUUUCCCUGGGGAGUGGAGACGAGUCAUUAUGGAUCAAGGUCUCGCAGCUACGCUGAUGGCAUGGGAUCCAGCUCCAUGGAACAUACAGGUAGCAAAGGUGGCACACAGUGUAAAAAAGUGUACAGGAAAGGUGAGGAUGUGCGACCUUAUGACAUGGUGGGAUCUGGAGAAGAGUUGGAGAAAAACCAGAAGAUCCUUUUGUGGCUGAUGGAGGGACAGAAAGAAAUGGUUCAGCAGAAGAGAAGCCCGUACGGGAGCACCACUGGCUCCAAGAGGACCACAGCCCACGAGGGAUCCCGUCUGAGCUCUGUGGAGAGACCAGGCUCGGUGUACCCGUGCGGUGGCGCCCAGCUGCGGAACAACGUGCAGCCAUCACACCCUUUCAUCCAGGAUCCCACCAUGCCCCCCAACCCAGCUCCCAGCCCCCUCAUCCAGCUGGAGGAGGUUUGCCGGCGGCUUGAAGAGGAGAAGAUCAAAUCUGGAACUCUACAGCCCAAGCAAAGGUACGUGAUGGAGGUGAUCCAGAGGGGUCGAACCGCGGUGAGGCCUGCACUGUUCCCUCCACUCAGCGUGGUGCCUGCCGUUUCUGACAGCGAGCUCUCCGAGCCUGAACAUAAAGCAAGUAAGAGGCAGCCGUGUGAGAACACAGUGGUGGCAUAUUACUUCUGUGAGGAGCAGAUUCCAUACAGGACGUCUGUCAAAGGCAGAGUCGUCACUCUGGGCCAGUUCAAAGAACUGCUCACAAAGAAAGGAAAUUACAGGUAUUAUUUCAAGAAGGUGAGCGACGAGUUUGACUGCGGGGUGGUGUUUGAAGAGGUCCGCGAAGAUGAUGCUAUCUUGCCCAUUUUUGAGGAGAAGAUUAUCGGGAAAGUUGAAAAAAUUGAUUGAAGUGCACGUUGAAAAGGAGGAGGAAGUAGAGAAAGGCGGCGCGUGAUGGAACGAGGAGCGACUGGAUGGUGAAGAGGAAGUUUGAUGAGAUGAAGAACGUUGGAGCAGGGAAGAAACAGAUUCGGUGGAGAGAAGAGUGAAGCAGUGGCCUCAGCGGGCGUAGCGCUGCUGCAGAGACUAGAAAAAGACCUUAUUCACUUCUUUGUAAGUGUGAUGUAGACUUGUAAAGUUUAAUAGAUGAAUGAAGAACAAAAGUGCUUCUAAAGCUACAUAUUUUUGAUAAAAUGUAUCAGAGGGCGAGGGAGUCCUUUUUAAUAUAAUCACACUUGUAUGAAUUUUUAUAUGUAUUGGUACCGGAUGUGUACAGUUUGUGUUUAAAGAUAACAAAAUUUUAUAUCUAUUUAACUAUUUAAAAGAGCUCAUUUUCAAUCAUAUUGAAGCAGGAGUUUGGCCCCUGUUGAAGACCAUCAAAGUUCUUUAUAGAACUAAGUUUUGUUGUUAGUCAGUUAGUUUUGUUCGUCGUUCACUGGAAGGGCCCUCUGGACUCUAAAGUGCUUUUAAUACUUCACUUCAGAUUUUUAAUUUGCGGCUGCACUUUCAUUGUAUUUAUAUACCACUGACCGUCUCAGUUGAGCCUGCAACAUGAUUUACCUAAAGGACACAACACUGAGUGACCAGAAAAACAGAAACUCCUGUGCAGUUGAAUGCAUUCCACAAUAAGAGCACAGCGUCGUAUAAUAGUGCUUUUUUGAAGCUUGUAAUCAUUUUUGAGAUUCAGACCUUGUGUUGCUGUCGUAAUGGAUUCAAAAUACCACUUUUACAUGUACCACUUUUAUACAUAAAAAUAUAGUCUCAUGAUAAUAGUUGGCGUAGUGUGAAAUCAGUCCCUCUCUGACACACUUUCAACAUAAAUCUAAUAAUUGAUUUCUGUUCUAUUGGGUUGUAUUAAUGCACAUUGCUCAGGUUAUUUUAUUUUUCCGGUCGGUCAGUAUAAUCUGCAUGUAAAUGGAGCUGAUGGCUGUGUUUGUGUACAGUCACUCACUGCAUUGUUUUCACCUACACUCAGCUGAAAAUGAAGUUUAAAGAAAGCUGCCUUCAACUUAAACACCAUAGAUGCAAUAAUACUUAAAAACAUGAUUGGAAAUUACAAGGUGAAUAUCUAUGCAAAAGAUGGUUUGUGAUUUUGUUGUUGCCCUGCUCUAAAAUCUACACUGGAAAUCCAUUGUAUUUGAUGUGUAACAUUAGAAAAGUGUUCAAACUAGUUUGACCAAUUCACACAAAUUGCGUAUCGUGCUGAUUUUAGGUGAAAAGUUAAAACUAUCCUUGCAGCACAGAGCAAGUUGAGGCUCUGGUGCGUAUUUGUGGAAUCCAGAAAGUGUCUAAAAGUUUUGCCUUCAACUUCUACUGAUCAUUGCAAAUCUGUGGCCUAAAGGUUUCUAAGAACUUGUGCAAGAUCAGUGGGUGAAAGUUCCUUAACUGAGAAAAGAAAGUUUUUAUGGAUACAAAAAGCAAGCUGGGUUACCUGCAAAUUGGUUUGGAUGAGUUCUGAGUCUUUUUGUAUAUUUAGGUAAACAAAUAACAGAGCAUUUACAUUUUAAGACAAAUUUUAAUGUCAAUUACAAAAUUUGCCAAGUGGGGCCCAAACCUCAGCAUAAAACUGUAAAAACAGUCAGGAAAUUAAAAAUCCUGUUCAAUUAAAUGUCAUAUGGUAAUUCAUGCAUUACUUUAAGGUAAUACCUCCGUCUGUUCAUCAAGCUAAAUUGUAUUUGGGUUGAUGUCUGCAGGGAUUCUCUACAGGUCCAACUCUGCUGACUAGUAAUUGAGUAAUUUGACCUUUAUUUUGAUAUAAUUAUUCUGAUCAUGCGUGUUGUUAAAUUACUAUUUGCCGGAUACAUUUAUUUGAAGAUAUUUAUAUAUUCUUAUUAUUUACAGAUAGACAUCAACAAUUAUAAUUAAUUUGCAUAAAUGAAAAAGUCACAUCCGGCAUCAGAAGUUGAUGAAACAGAAGAGCAGCAUUUCCACUUGUAGACUCACUGUUAAGGUCCCGCAUGUUGUGCAGAGAACGUCCUUGGCCCGAGGUCAAAGUGUUCAAACACGAACUUCUCCAAUCCCCAAGUCUUACCACCUUAAACCUUCAAUCACAGCUUCUCAUCAGCUGAGAAAGGGCUGCACUGAGAACUGAUUUCUAAUCUGUAGCCUUCUCUUGUUUAUCACAGCUCCAUCUUGUGCCUGACAGGAAUGAAUUGUUAAGUGCAAGUUUCUGAUCUACUCCUGAUAGAUCACAUUACACCAAAGAGAACAAAAGCAGAUGUUAGGAGUAGUUCUGAAUUACCCUUAUUACACUUAUUGCUAGAAUUGAUUCUUAGCAAACCUUGAAUGCAUUUUUUUUUUUUUUAUGCAAGGAGUGUUCGACUUUGACAUUUUUGGUGCAUCGUGACAUGACCGUGAACAUUUGGAUCAAUCGUGCACAUAGGACACGUAGAUCUAGUUAUUAUUACAACGUCCCAGACAAUUUUUCUCUGAUUGGAAAUGUGAAAUCUUUUGCACUGUAAUAGCACACGAAAAAGAAAGCGAUGGCACAGAGUUACCGGGGAAGCUACAUGACAAUAAGAUGCAAGGUCAUGUAUUUUUCAUUCUCUAUUUCAUCAUUGUUGCUGAAGACCAUAGUGAGGAACGCUGUUAUAAUGAGAGCCCUUUAUUUGCUGAGGAAUAAUGUGCAGAAAGAUGAGUGAACCCUCAAUCCAGAGUGCUGUAUUGUAUGUGUUGUUGCAUAGAAACCCAGUGUGGGGAAUAUCAUUAUUUAAUGUUUGUUUGAGAUGCAGUAUUUGAAUUUCCUAACUUAAAUCAUAACUUUAAUAUAUUUAGUGCAUUUGCCUCCAGUCGGCCUUUGUACCAGAUCCAGUGAAAUACUAUUUGUUGUUUUCAAUUUAUUUUGAAAUUGUAGUGACAAAUCUGUUGUGAAUCUUACUGUGAAAGCCCCAAAAGCGAAAUUCCCUUAUUCGAGAUCAAUGACAUGUAUAUAAACAUCAGAGUGCCUUUAUUAAUAUGCUAAUGAUGUCUGCAGUUUGACUUUCAGACACGUGGGGGAUAUAAAUGCCAGGGACUAGCUUUAUUAUCAACUUUAUUUUUUUGUUUGGACUUUUCUUUUUAUUAUUAUUGUAUUUGCAAACUUGCUCAACUGUCACUAUUCCAUUUAUGUAAAUAUGUACAACGUGAAUCGUCAUCAACCAGCAGCCCAGUUAGCACAAUCAGUACCCUGGACCUGUUUCUGUUCACUAGCAUGGUCACCGUUGGUACCUUGACAAUAAAUACAUGCAGUA
This is a messenger RNA of Paralichthys olivaceus (Japanese flounder), 6467 nucleotides long. RefSeq names its product axin 1 (gene axin1). Gene Ontology annotation, biological process: positive regulation of proteasomal ubiquitin-dependent protein catabolic process; cell development; negative regulation of canonical Wnt signaling pathway. The record is from RefSeq and is a predicted model, not a curated record. Gene Ontology annotation, molecular function: beta-catenin binding; protein kinase binding; molecular adaptor activity. NCBI's taxonomy places the organism in Eukaryota, Metazoa, Chordata, Actinopteri, Pleuronectiformes, Paralichthyidae. Gene Ontology annotation, cellular component: beta-catenin destruction complex; plasma membrane; nucleus.